UGAGCCUCAUUGUGCAUCCUCCAGAAACGUUCAAGUACCCUCUAAUAGUAUAGUUUCAGCUCCCCUUGACCCCUCGUUAAGGGAGCUCUCAUGAGAUACAUUGCGUUAACUAGGACCCCGCGGAAUCCACGACACUCCAGCCAAGCUGUCGGCUCUCGUGACAGGACGCCGCGCGCCUCAGAUCUCCCAUCACAACCAAAAUGGCGACGAGGGGAGUGGGCUCUCUGUCUUGAGGAACUGGACUUCAUACACCGAGUGCUGCUGGUCUCUCUUCUCAGCCCAAUAUUGCACACGCUGUGAAAGAACACAACCCCGGCUCUCAGUAUUGUAAGUGGGCGGCGCUUGUCCUUCGUUAUGAAAAGGCUCCCCGGCGUUAUCACGUUGUGUUUUUAUCCGCUAUGUUGACGGAACGUGUCGCGCUGUCACUGGGCUGCUGGGAACCGUUGUGUUCUGAGCUGACAGUAUAAAUAUUGACGAUCCUCGUGUUGCCUCGGUGGCAGUGAACAACACGGGUGUCGUUUUUCUGAAACGGAAAUCUUCGUUGGAGACCUAUUUUACCAGCGUGUACAACUACGACUACUAGGACGAUUGGACAAUCUGGAGAUAUAACCUGCUGUGAUGGAAGAUGAUGGAAGACAAAGGCUUUCGUGUUGCCGAUUACUUUGUGGUGGCGGGUUUGACCGAUUCAUCCAAACCACUCGAAGAGGAAAUCCACUUCAAUGACAUCUGCCACAAGAUCGCCAAACCCAAAGCCCCGAUCACAGACGUGGCCAUCAUCAUUAAAUCGCUAGGAGAGGAGGUGCCACAAGGCUACACAUGUGUGGACACGACUCCAACAGGACUGUCUGCAGAUCUCAACAAUGGCAGCCUCAUGGGACCCCAGAUCUUCCUGUGCUACAAGAGAGGCAGGGAUAAACCACCUCUCACUGAUCUUGGGGUUUUGUACGAGUGGAAGGAAAGACUCAAGCAGGGCUGUCAUAUUAUUCAAACCACUCCUUCCGGACGCCCUGCUAAUAUCAGCAGCCCCUCAUCACAGAGGAUAUAUAUUACUUACCGGCGCGCCCCAGACAGCAUGUCUCAGACUUCCCUGGCCGUGACAGACAUAUGUAUAAUCAUUCCAAGUAAAGGAGAGACCCCGCCACACACCUUCUGCAAGGUGGACAAAAACCUCAAUAGUAGCAUGUGGGGCUCGUCUGUAUAUCUUUGUUACAAGAAGUCGGUGGCAAAGACCAAUACCAUAGCAUAUAAAGCUGGUUUAAUUUGCAGGUAUCCAGAAGAAGACUAUGAAUCAUUCCCUUUACCUGAAUCUGUGCCUCUCUUCUGCCUGCCCAUGGGUGCAACAAUCGAAUGCUGGCCUUCCGAAACCAAAUACCCACUCCCCGUUUUCUCUACAUUUGUAUUGACUGGGUCUUCUGGAGAAAAGGUGUACGGUGCUGCAAUCCAUUUCUAUGAGCCCCACGCGCAGGAGAACCUCACUGACAAACAGCGCUCCCAACUGGGACUGAUCAGCGCCACCAAUCGCAAACCCAUUGUCUCCAAAACCAUCCACACCAACAAGUGCAUAUGUCUGCUCUCCCACUGGCCUUUCUUUGAUGCCUUUAGGAAGUUUCUGACAUUCCUGUACCGAUACUCGAUCUCCGGCCCUCAUGUACUACCCAUUGAGAGACAUGUAUCCCAUUUCAUGCACAAAGUUCCUUUUCCGUCGCCUCAAAGGCCGAGAAUCUUGGUGCAGCUGUCGCCACAUGAUAACUUGAUACUGAGCCAGCCUGUAUCAUCACCAUUGCCGCUUAGUGGUGGCAGGUUCACUACCCUGCUGCAGAAUCUCGGCCCUGAGAAUGCGAUCACGCUGCUGGUGUUUGCAGUCACAGAACACAAGAUCCUGAUCCACUCGCUCAGGCCAGCCGUGGUCACAAGCGUGACCGAGGCAUUGGUCUCUAUGAUUUUCCCUUUCCACUGGCCCUGCCCGUAUAUUCCUCUUUGUCCUUUGGCAUUAGCAGAUGUGCUGAGUGCCCCUUGCCCGUUCAUAGUCGGGGUCGAUUCGAGAUACUUUGAUCUGUAUGAUCCGCCUCCAGAUGUCAGCUGUGUUGAUCUGGACACUAACACGAUAUCACAUACUGAAGAUAAGAGGGCUUUGACCUGGAAGAUUCUGCCAAAGAAGGCUUGCAAAAAUCUGAUGAAUUUAUUGAAUAACAUUUACCAGGAACUAGCAGAAUCACAACAGAGACCAAGAGAAGAUGGGUUGAUGGAGUUAAGCAUGAAUGACUAUGAUUUUAACUCUGGGAAGAGUCUGCAAACCCUGGAAAUGGAGAUACAGGAGGCAUUCUUGCGCUUCAUGGCCUCGAUAUUGAAGGGAUACCGGUCAUACCUUCGUCCCAUUACACAGGCCCCCUCUGAGAAAGCAACUGAUGCUAGCUCUCUGUUCGACUUGCAAGGCUUCCUGAAGAGUCGGGAUCGCUCUCACCAGAAGUUUUACUCGCUGAUGACGAAGACGCAGAUGUUUAUUCGGUUUAUUGAAGAGUGUUCCUUCGUCAGCGACAAGGAUGCAAGUCUGGCAUUUUUCGAUGAUUGUGUAGAUAAACUGUUCAGCACAGAGCACAGUACUGAUAAAGGACUAAAGGUGGACCUGGACAAGCUGGAGGAGAUGCGUCUGAUUGAGCUGGACGAGUCCCAGCGCAGUGAGCACACCGUGUUCAUCACCCCCCCAGAGCUGCCAGCUUUGCCUGAUGGAGAGGAGCACCCUCUGCAGUACAGCUACAGUGGCUUUCCUGUGCUGAUCCUGGAGCUGUUUGAUCGUCCGGAUGGUUUGCUGAAGACCCCGGCUACCAGACUGAACUCGAAGCAGAGCUCUCCCACUAGCCCCACACCCAUGUUCAGGAGGACUAAACAGGAAAUCAAGUCAGCCCACAAAAUUGCAAAAAAGUACUCGUCCAUACCACAGAUGUGGUCCAAGUGUCUCUUGCGACACUGCUACGGCUUGUGGUUCAUCUGUCUGCCUGCGUACGUCAAAGUGUGUCACUCAAAGAUCAGGGCUCUGAGAACGGCAUACGAUGUGCUGAGAAAAAUGCAAGUCAAGAAACUUGAGCCUCCUGACGAGGUGUGUUACCGAGUUCUGAUGCAGUUGUGUGGACAGUAUGGUCAGCCAGUUUUAGCAGUUCGGGUUCUUUUUGAAAUGAAGAAGGCUGGUGUUCACCCCAAUGCUAUUACAUACGGUUAUUAUAACAAGGCUGUUUUAGAAAGCACUUGGCCUUCCAGUACUAGGGGUGGUUACUUUCUCUGGAUGAAAUUGAGAAAUGUCCUUCUAGGAGUUGUGCAGUUCAGAAGAGCCUUGAAAAAACCCCAGUCACACCCCCCGCAGACCCCUCUCUCAGAUGGCAGUGACCUGGAUGCUGUUAGUCAUGGCAGCUUGGAUAGCUCUAACGACACUAACACAGCGGAACAGGCUCCGUUCAGCACUGAUUUAAUCAAAGUAGAUUCUACUGAUGAUAGAUCUAGCACAGGUGGUCAGUCUGACCUUGGGUACAACUCUCUGUCGAAAGAGGAGGUGAGGCGGGGUGACGCUGCUACACAGGAUGGUCCAGUGGAGACGGAGGACAAGAAGGAGAGCGACUCCAGCUCACUUUCAGAAAGCGAGAGUGUAAAGGGGAGUGGUGACUCUGUUCCUCAGUUUGAUUGUCAAGAAGCAGCCUGUGGAUUUAAACCUCCCGGGGGAAUCGUCCGUGUCAGCUGCCCUUUUGAGGCAGUCAACGAGUCAGGCGACACGAGCAAUGAUCAUGUUGCAGGACUUAUGUUCACCACCUGUUUAGAGGAGAUUGGCUAUGUUCAAAACAACAGCCUUCGGAAGAGACACAAGAGUGCCGUGGAAGGGAGUUUGAAGGAACCAAUGAGCUGGGGAGACCGGAACCGCAACCUCAGUGGAGACACAAUCCUGGGGCUGCAGAUGAACAAAAGGGGGGUUGUGGAGACUGACACCAGGAAGAUGGCUGAGAAACUGGGAGCUGACAUCAAGAUCCUUUCAAACGCUGUCCAGACCGUGAGACCGAACACUCUGGACAUUGGAAACGGCACCCACAGGUCAAAAGCUGUAAACCGAGACAGUCCGGAGAAGGACUCCAGCGACGAAGACGCGGCUUUCGAAGCUGAUAAAAUAGACUCGCCCUCUAUCUUCAACCUAGAGGACCUUGACGACGAGCCGGCCAGCGCUGGGAAGUCUGUGAAAGUGGCGGCUCGGAAGCCACGCAGGGUGGAGAGGUCCAGCAGCAGCAGCAGCUUUGCAGCCAGGCCGGUCGAGAUGGGCUUCGACCCUCUCUCCCUGUUCGCAGCCCAGACGGAGCAGCAGACUGAGGAAGAAGAGGAAGUGAGGAGCCUCUCCACCCCCUCCGCACGGAGAGAACUGGCCGAGGAGAUCGAAAUGUACAUGAACAACAUGAGCAGCCCCCUGGUCAGCCGUGCCCCCAGCGUGGACCUGCAGAGGACGAGGGACGACGACCCCACCUGUAUCCAGAGCCCCUCCGUGGAGGAAAAGAACUCCAGGAGGUCCAGCCUUCCCCCAAGCUCCCCCAGAGCUGUGGGGCUUCCCCGCUCCAGGACCUAUCACUCCAAGACAGACAGCAAGCUAAGAGAUAGGCUGUGGUCGUCUCCCUCCUUCUCAUCGAACAGCCCGCAGAGGGAGCUGCCUCCAGACCCCGAAGGAGCAGUGGCGAUGUCCCCGUCGUCUUUUAAUCUGGACACCUUACUAACACCCACCUUUGAUGUGCUCAAGAGCAGCAUGUUUUCAGCCGGGAAAGGAGUAGCAGAAAAAGCCAGCAAGUGGUAUUCCAGAUUUGCUACCUACUCCACUUCUUCUAAGGAUCUCAAUUACGACAGAUCUAGCAUAUCAUCUGGUGGGUUGAUAGACCCUGAGUCCUCUUCAUUGAUGGAUGAUGAUGUCUACAGUGAAUAUGAAGGGGCAGCGUCCCCUCAAGGAAACAACAUUGCAUACGUGGCUAAGGGGGUGGGACAGAGCCAGACGUCUCACGACAGCACUUCAAAGCAACCACAUCACACAGGUAGUGUACUGUCCACAGGCUCCAACUUCCCAUUGCCUGACAAGUCGGAACUGGAUUCGUCUCGUUACACCAGCAACACCAGUAUAUUUCAAAAUUAUGCCAUGGAGGUCCUCAUUUCAAGCUGCUCACGCUGUAAGACCUGCGACUGUCUGGUCUAUGAUGAGGAGAUCAUGGCAGGAUGGACUGCAGACGACUCCAACCUCAACACCACCUGUCCCUUCUGCGGGAGUCCCUUCCUGCCCUUCCUCAACAUCGAGAUCCGAGACCUCCGGGGACCCGGCAGGUGUUUUUUGAAGUACGGCCCAUCUGUGGAGGAAGGCGUGUCCACAGCCUGCUCUACGGUUCCUAAGGAAUUCCUGGAGACAAGGAAUUCUGUCAUCUCCCUUGCUGACCCAGACAUGGCUAUCUCUCCGAAGAUCACAGUACCGGAAUGCCUAGAUCCCGAAAGUAGAAGCACUCGCUGUGGAUGCACCCCUGCUAAGUCCAUUGAGAUUCCCUCGGAGAGGAAGUGGGGUGUCAGUGAUUCGGGCUGUGCGGGGCACCCCGUGGCUCGGAGCGCCACUACCUUCUGUCCACUGGAGGAGGACGAUGCCCCCCGAAGAAACACCCACAGUGUACCCACAGGGAGCCUGCCCUCCAGGUUCAGUGAUGUUGCAGAUCUUCUGAGCUUUGAAUGGAGGCUACACAAUCCAGACCCGGUCACGGUUCCCUAUCUCAGUCCUCUCGUACUGUGGAAAGAACUGGAAAGCUUGCUGGAAAACGAAGGGGAUCAUGUGAUAACGGUGGCAGACUUCGUGGACCAUCAUCCCAUUGUGUUCUGGAAUCUGGUGUGGUAUUUCAGACGACUUGAUCUGCCAAGCAAUUUGCCAGGCUUAAUACUGUCCUCUGAACAUUGCAACAGAGGGUCAAAGGUUCCUCGAAACUGGUUGUCAGAAGAUAGCAAACAUGUUUUAAUCCAGAUUCUGUGGGACAAUCUUAAACUACACCAGGAUCCAGGACAGCCGUUCUACAUCCUGUGGAACACGCACAGUGUGAAAUACCCCAUGGUAGACUCUGUUCAAAAGGGAGAGGAGCCCUUCAAUGAAGAGUUCUUGCAGAGCGUGGUGAAGAGCAUUCAGAUGAACGACGUCUAUCGGCCCAUGAGUCAAAUCUUAGAGAUUCUAGGUAAACAACUGGGCAUGAAAAGACAGAGAAGCUUAUACAGAGAAAUCCUGUUCCUUUCUCUGGUUGCCCUUGGAAAAGACAACAUUGAUAUUGAUGCAUUUGAUAGAGAGUACAAGAUGGCCUAUGAUCGUCUGACUCCCAUCCAGGUGAAGUUUACACAUAACUGUGAUCGUCCUCCCAGCACUGGAGUCAUGGAGUGCCGCAAGACCUUCGGAGAACCGUAUCUGUAAAAACCAUCCCCACCACACGAGGCUGCGCUGUACAGGCAGAAACGCAGCCCAGCGUCAGUGUCAUCUCAUCAGGCAGAUGUUUAAAGCCGUCUUCAUGUGUGCAAUUCAAAAAAGAAAAACAACAAUGCAAGAACAGCUAGAAUCAACUCUUAAAAUACUGUAAAUUAAUACAGCGUUAGGUCAAAAGCAGGUAACACAAAAGUGAAGCUUACCACGUGCACAUUUCACGUUUCUGACACUGGCAGCACAGUGUGAAACGCACAGCAUUCAAAUGCUGUUUCAGCCUGUUACAUGUGCUGUUUGCUAUUCUUCAAAAUGUACGGUACUGGAAUUGAAUGUCCUUUUAAACAACAUCACAGAAAUGUACAAAGUGUGUUGAAUACAAUGCAAAUGUAUAUACUACAUUAGAGCCUUUUAUAAAUGAGCAUUUAUACUAUAUAGCGAUAUCAUAAUAUUGGCAAUAUUGUACCUUAUUACUCAACUAUUUAUAUAACCGACAUUAUUUAUUUCAAAAUGUUUUGCUUGUAGUUUGUGUGUUAUCGCUGAUCAAGGUGACUCCUAUACAUUUAUAAUAUAGGGGGGGUGGAUUUAGUAGCGGGUCCUUGGGUACGCAGGUACAUACGUACUUAUAUCAUACUUCCAUUUUUAUUAAAGCUUCUCGAAUUGUGUUGAAACUUGGUACGGUCGUUCCUUGGUAGGUGUUAUGCACAUAGGUCAUAGUGACUAAAUCUUGGAAGUCACUUGUUCAGAUUUGAAUAUUUGUAAACAUUUACUACAAGAAGCUAUUUAACAAAAUGUAAAUGCAGGUUCUGGUGACCUCCUUUCUGACGACUGAUUAGCAGAAGGCUGUCUUUGACGGCUCUUGAAUUGUCCACUAUGAGAUGUUUUUGUACAUGUACAGCUACCGCCAAAAGUUUUGCAUCUCCUAGAAUUUUAGGAUUGAGACAUUUAAUUAAAAAAAAAAAAAAAAAAAAAAAAAAAAAAAA
This is a messenger RNA of Acipenser ruthenus (sterlet), 7425 nucleotides long. Its product is annotated as C-myc promoter-binding protein-like. Gene Ontology annotation, molecular function: protein binding. Gene Ontology annotation, biological process: regulation of Rab protein signal transduction. NCBI's taxonomy places the organism in Eukaryota, Metazoa, Chordata, Actinopteri, Acipenseriformes, Acipenseridae. The transcript has 33 exons. The record is from RefSeq and is a predicted model, not a curated record. Gene Ontology annotation, cellular component: ESCRT I complex; cytoplasmic vesicle. Bases 626 to 6439 code for a protein of 1937 amino acids.